AUGGCCGUCCGGAGUGUGGACUUGGCUUCCGGCACCAACGCACCCCUCGACCCCCAGACGGCGGCGGCAUCAGCGGCGCUGAUGGUGUUUGAUGAGCAAAUGAAUAAAGGCAGCAGGUCCCCCACCACCACCUCCACUCCCACGGGCACUCCCAGCGGCUCCUGGAAAUUUCCCUGGGUUCUCAGUACUCCCCCAGCCAUAGGUUCAGCAUUUGACCAAGCCGUGACCAAGGACACCUGCAUGGCGGUUGGCUUCUUCCAGCGAGGAGUGGCCAACUUCCAGCUGGCGAGGAUUGAGGAAGGAGCUGGGUGGGGGAACGGGGGAGAGUCUGGGUGGGGGAUCAGGCCCCUGCCAUCACCUUGGCCCCACUCCCAGGUGCUAUACAAUGUGGCGUCGGCACAGUGCCAGCUGGGGCUCUGGACAGAGGCGGCCGGCAGCCUAAGGGAGGCCAUGUCCAAGUGGCCGGAGGGGUCCCUGAAUGGCCUGGACUCAGCCCUGGACCAAGUGCAGAGACAGGGCUCACUGCCGCCACGGCAGGUUCCCAGGGGCGAGGUCUUCCGGCCCCACCGGCGGCAUCUGGAGCACCUGGAGCCCGUGGAUUUCCUGGGCAAGGCCAAGGUGGUGGCCUCUGCCAUCCCCGAUGACCAGCGGUGGGGUGUCCGCCCUCAGCAGCCACAGGGACUGGGAGCGAACCUCGAUGCCAGGUCCCCAGUCAUGGACUCCCCAAGAGCUGGCACCCACCAGCGCCCCCUCGAUGCAGAGAUGGAGGUCGGUGCUGACCGCUGCACGUCGACCGCCUACCAGGAGCAGUGGCCCCAGGUGGAGCAAGUUGGCAAACAGGCUCCUCUCCCCCCAGGGCCACCAGCAACGGGGGCGCCUGGCCCCGGCCCCUGUGAGGACCCCGCGGGUGCUGGGGGAGCAGGUGCGGGGGGCUCCGAGCCCCUGGUGACUGUCACCGUGCAGUGCACCUUCACCGUGGCCCUGAGGGCGAGAAGAGGAGCCGACUUGUCCAGCCUGCGGGCACUGCUGGGCCAGGCCCUCCCUCACCAGGCCCAGCUUGGGCAACUCAGUUACCAAGCCCCAGGUGAGGACAGGCAGUGGGUCCCCAUCCCCGAGGAGGAGUCGCUGCAGAGGGCCUGGCUGGACGCGGCUGCUGGCCCCAGGGGGCUGCAGCUGCAGUGCAGGGGAGCUGGGGGCCGGCCAGUCCUCUACCAGGUGGUGGCCCAGUACAGCUACUCAGCCCAGGGGCCAGAGGACCUGGAUUUCCGACAGGGGGACAUGGUGGACGUCCUGUGUGAAGUGGACGAGGCAUGGCUGGAGGGCCACUGUGACGGCCGCAUUGGCAUCUUCCCCAAGUGCUUCGUGGUCCCCGCCGGCCCUCGGAUGUCAGGAGCCCCCGGCUGCCUGCCCCGAUCCCAGCAGGGAGAUCAGCCCUAGCAAUGCUGUGUACAUGAUGUUUUAAUAAAAACCAUGCUCACUGCA
Messenger RNA from Mandrillus leucophaeus (drill), 1482 nucleotides. RefSeq names its product NADPH oxidase activator 1 (gene NOXA1). Gene Ontology annotation, molecular function: superoxide-generating NADPH oxidase activator activity; protein binding. Lineage: Eukaryota; Metazoa; Chordata; Mammalia; Primates; Cercopithecidae. The coding region runs from base 1 to 1437 and encodes 478 amino acids. Gene Ontology annotation, biological process: superoxide anion generation. The record is from RefSeq and is a predicted model, not a curated record. The transcript is spliced from 13 exons.